AUGGUUGAAGAAUCAAAGAUGGAAUUGAUAGUCCAAACUCCAAAUAAUACCCUUUCAUCAAUUCCAGAAGGGGAAACCAUUGGCGAGCAGGACCUACUACUUAUUGAAAAUACACAGAUGGAUUUUAUGCCAGAGUUACUGCCGCAAGAAUUGGUACAAUACCAUUCUAUCAGGGAGAUGCAGAAGCCAAAUGACCAAACUAAGAAGUGGACAAGAUUGGAGAAGAAAUCCAACAGACCAAACAGAGGGAUUGUGAUAAAGGAAGUGGACUCUAGUCAGAAUUCUCUGAAGAGAUUUAGAGAGGAGGAUGAUAAGAUGAACUUGUCAAAUCCUACAUCCCCCGAAGCUGACAGAGAUAAGAAGAAGAAGAAACUUUUCUCUGAAGAGCAACAUGUCAAAGCUGCUGGCAAAGAUAAAGGGCCAGAAGAGUUAGCUGAAUUUCAAAAUUUUAUUGCUAGAAUUGGGAUGUGUAAAGUGAGUAUGCAAGGACACCAAUUCACUUGGUGUAACAACAGAAGAGGAAAGGACUUCAUUGAAGAAAGACUGGACAGGGUAUUUGCAUCAUAUGAUUGGAUAUUCCAAUACAAGAAUGCUCUGGUCCUCAACUGCUUGAAAACUGCUUCAGAUCAUAGCCUUCUAGUAUUAUCUGAUGAUGGGCUCAACAUUCCAAAGAGAAGGCCAAGAUUUCAAUUUGAUUGCAGAUGGAUUGAGAAAGAGGGCAUUUUGGAGGUGGUGCAAGACUCAUGA
Messenger RNA from Striga asiatica, 747 nucleotides. The record is from the annotation of a GenBank genome assembly. NCBI's taxonomy places the organism in Eukaryota, Viridiplantae, Streptophyta, Magnoliopsida, Lamiales, Orobanchaceae.